Jaculus jaculus (lesser Egyptian jerboa) is the source of this 2436-nucleotide messenger RNA. Its product is annotated as vomeronasal type-2 receptor 116-like. Gene Ontology annotation, cellular component: membrane. Gene Ontology annotation, molecular function: G protein-coupled receptor activity. NCBI's taxonomy places the organism in Eukaryota, Metazoa, Chordata, Mammalia, Rodentia, Dipodidae. The record is from RefSeq and is a predicted model, not a curated record. Gene Ontology annotation, biological process: G protein-coupled receptor signaling pathway.
AUGGGAUCCUGUUUGAAGCUUAUCAAUAAUGAUCAUUGUGUUUCUUUUCAGUUUCCAGUCAAAAAAUAUCAAUAUAUUCUGACACUGAUUUUUGCCACUGAGGAGAUCAACAAGAAUCCACAUCUUUUACCCAACCUCUCUAUGGAUUUUAAGUUCUUUUCUUCCAAUUGUGAUGACUCACUUAAAGUUAUACCUUAUCUAAGUUGGAUAGCAAAAAAACAUUUCUGGGUUCCCAACUAUAGGUGUAAACAACAUUCCUGUAAUAUACUUCUAACAGGACCAACAUGGGCAGCAAGUAGCAGAUUUGGGACAUUUUUGAAACUCUUUGAAUUUGCACAGAUUCACUAUGGUCGAUUUCAUCCUGUUCUGAGUGACCAUUAUCAGUAUCCUCAGCUGUAUCAGAUUGCCCCCAAGGACACAAGACUGCCUUUUGCCAUAGUCUCCUUACUGCUCCAUUUCAACUGGACCUGGGUGGGGCUGGUCAUCUCUGAUGAUGACCAAGGUAUUCAAUUUCUCUCAGACUUGAGAGAAGAGAUGCAAGGAAAUGAGGUGUGUUUAGCCUUUGUGAAUGUGAUCCCACUAAACAUGGAGUUGUACAUUACAAGGGCUGAGACAUAUUAUAACCAAAUUGUGAUAUCACUGGCAAAUGUUGUGAUCAUUUAUGGUGAAAUGAAUUCUACUUUAGAAGUGAGCUUUAGACAAUGGGAAUAUUUAGGUAUCCGGAGGAUCUGGGUCACCACAUCACAGUGGGAUGGCGUCACAAAUACAAGAAGAGACUUCAUUCUUCAUGCAUGCUGUGGGACUUUCUCUUUUUCUAGCCACCAUCAUGAGAUUCCCAACUUUAAAGAAAUUAUUCGCGCAUUUAACACUUCCCAAUAUCCAAUAGACACUUCUCUGAUGAGAUCAGAAUGGAUGUACUUUAAUUGUUCAAACAUUGAUUCUCAAUGUAAAACCCAGAGUAAGUGUUCACCCAACACUUCAUUGGAAUGGUAUGCAGGGCAAGGAUUUGACAUGGCCAUGAAUGAUGAGAAUUAUAAUCUAUACAAUGCUGUAUAUGCCUUAGCAUAUGCCCACCAUGAAAUAUAUUUUCACCAGGUAGAUGUUCAGCCAAUGAUAAGUCUACGGCUACUUGACUGUCCAAAGAUGGUACUUCUCUUUUAGUUUUAUCACUCUCUGAAGAGCAUGCAAUUUGUUAACCCUGUUGGAGACCUAGUGACUAUUAAUGAGAAAAAAAAAAUUGAUGCAGACUAUGAUAUUCUCCACAUUUGGAAUUUUCCACAAGGUCUUGGAAUAAAGGUGAAGAUAGGACAGUUUUCUCCAUAUCUGUCCCUUGGUCAACAAUUGUAUUUGUCUGAUGAGACAAUAGAUUGGGCCACUGGGGGCAGGCAGAUUCCGUCCUCUGUGUGCAGUGUGAAUUGCAGGCCUGGUUUCCAGAAGUUCACACAGGAGGGAAAGGCAGCCUGCUGCUUUAAUUGUUCCCCCUGCCCAGAAAAUGAGAUUUCUAACAAAACAGUCAGUAUCAAUCAAUGUGUGAAGUGCCCAGUCCAUCACUACACCAACAUAGAGCGAACUCACUGUCUCCAAAAAACUGUGACGUUCCUGGCUUAUGAAGACCCCUUGGGGACGGCUCUGGCUUGCUUGGCCCUGGGCUUCUCUGCACUCACUGCUCUUGUUCUUGGGGUUUUUGUGAAGCACCAAGACACACCGAUUGUGAAGGCCAAUAAUCGGACAAACAGCUACAUCCUUCUCAUCGCACUCAAGUUCUGUUUCCUCUGUUCAUUGCUCUUCAUCGGCCGUCCCAACACAGCCACCUGCAUCCUGCAGCAGGUCACGUUUGGAGUUCUGUUCACUGUGGCUGUGUCCACCGUCUUGGCCAAAACAAUCACUGUGGUUCUGGCCUUCAAGGUCACUGCUCCAGGAAGAAAGACGAGGGGGCUGCUGGUAUCAGGGGCACCUAACUUCAUCAUUCCCAUCUGUACCUUCAUCCAACUUGUUCUCUGUGGAAUCUGGCUGGGAACAUCCCCUCCCUUUGUUGACACUGACGCACAGUCAGAACACAGCCACAUCAUCAUUGUGUGCAACAAAGGCUCAGCCACUGCCUUCUACUGUGUCCUAGGAUACCUGGCAUCUCUGGCUGUAGGGAGCUUCGCUGUGGCUUUCCUGGCCAGGAACCUGCCUGACACGUUCAAUGAAGCCAAGUUCCUGACCUUCAGCAUGUUGGUGUUCUGCAGCGUCUGGGUCACCUUCCUCCCUGUCUAUCACAGCACCAAGGGGAAGGCCAUGGUGAUGGUGGAGGUCUUCUCUAUCUUGGCCUCCAGUGCAGGUUUGCUAGGUUGCAUCUUUUUCCCCAAGUGCUACAUCAUUUUAUUAAGACCCAGUAGGAAUUCUUUUCAGACAAUCAAGAAAAAAUCAUCUUGUUCACCAAUUGAUCUUUAA